AUGUUGAAUUAUCCUUAUCUAUUAGAGAAGUACAAGAAAAUAGAAGCACCAGGUCCAUUUAUUCCAAUCGCAGGCGCUGUGCUCGCUAUUGCGGCAGCCAUGUACGGCAUCAAAACAGUGCUCAGGAACGGAUGGAGUGGAACACACAAUGUCAAAAAAUACAGAGUGAUUCCAACGCCCCCAGGCUCUGUGCUUUUCUUUGGUCAUAAACUGUUGCUGGGCGACAUACCAGCACACAAGAUUGCUGAAUGGCACAAGGAAUUGGGGCCUAUUUUGAAAGUUAAGAUGGGCAAUGAAGACUGGAUAUACGUCGCUGAUGCUGGCAUGGCGUAUGAACUAUUUACCCUGGAAGACAGCUUGACAUCCAACAGUCUUCAUUUCAUGUGUGGGGAUGCUAUUUAUGGCGGAGAGGAAGGACGCACUGCAUUUGGUCAUGAUGAUGCUAAAUGGAAAGACAUUCGGUCUGUUAUGCUGCAAUUUCUAUCGCCUAGCUCAUUCAGAAGAUCUUAUGCCACUUUGCAAGAAGAGGCACAAAAGACGGUGGAUUUGCUCAUCAAAAAGACUCGACAGCAUGGAAGCGUAGAUCCUCUUUCUUUCAUUCGAUUUAAUUCCAUCAACAUUAUCUUGAAAACGUCAUUGGGACAGCAAGGCGCAAAGUCAUUGCACGAUCCUUUAUAUAGGUGCCUGAUGAAUAGAGAUGGCGUCUAUUUGCAGUAUACCACCAUCAGAAAACCUUGGUCUUGGAUGUCCCAUUUGCAUCGUUUGUUUAGCAGAGAAACUAGUCCAAUGAACGCCUUGUAUGCGCCAUUACAGAGAGUGAUUCAAAGGGCUCGCAAGAGUGAUACGGAUAACGUGGUGAAAAGACUCGAUCUGUUGAAGGAAGAGUAUGUUAUCGACGAGCACAAUAUUGCUGCAAUUACGGGUGAACUGCUUGUCGCUGGUAUGGAUGCUCUGUCUAGUGCCACUGCUUGGACAUUGGCUAUCCUAUGUCAUCACCCUGAUGUACAACAAAACCUCGCUCGAGAAAUUGACAGUUUCAUCAUAAAGCAUUACCGCUUCCCUACAUUUGAUGAUCUCCCUGAACUACCAUACUACAAUACUUUGCUAAAAGAGUGUCUUCGUUUCCGUCCGCCUGUUUACUUUGGUAUUCCCCGCAAAGCGAGUAAAGAUGUUGUAUGCAGGAACUAUCUGAUUCCCAAAGGAAGCACGAUUGUAGGCAAUAUCCAUGCAAUCAGCCACGACAACUAUGUGGUUCAAGAUCCUGAAAAGUUUCUCCCAGAGCGAUUUCAAUAUGAUUCACGUACAUUGCACGCUGGAGCCUAUGAGGGAUCUGAAGCACACUAUGCAUUUGGGUGGAAAAAACGCAUCUGUCCUGGCAUUUCCUUGGCAGAAGCCCAAAUCUUCAAUAUUGUAACAAAAGUCAUGUCCAGAUGUACUAUUGAGCCUGCUAUCGCGUCGAAUGGUCAAGACGAGUAUCCAAAUUUAGAUGAUGGAAGAAGUGUAGGUGCAACUGUGGUGCCAGGCCCGUUCAAGCUUCGAUUCGUUGAACGCAGUGAUAGGACGAUUGUAUGA
Molecule: messenger RNA, 1572 nt
Organism: Mucor velutinosus
Lineage: Eukaryota; Fungi; Mucoromycota; Mucoromycetes; Mucorales; Mucoraceae
Exons: 6
Coding region: 1-1572 (523 amino acids)
Molecular function (GO): heme binding; iron ion binding; oxidoreductase activity, acting on paired donors, with incorporation or reduction of molecular oxygen
Source: RefSeq, a predicted model, not a curated record